Molecule: messenger RNA, 672 nt
Organism: Endocarpon pusillum Z07020
Lineage: Eukaryota; Fungi; Ascomycota; Eurotiomycetes; Verrucariales; Verrucariaceae
Exons: 3
Coding region: 1-672 (223 amino acids)
Biological process (GO): IMP salvage; GMP salvage; hypoxanthine metabolic process
Cellular component (GO): cytoplasm
Molecular function (GO): hypoxanthine phosphoribosyltransferase activity
Source: RefSeq, a predicted model, not a curated record
AUGGUCAAGAAGGCAUACAUCACCUACAAUGAAGUUCACAAAUUGUGUCAAAAGAGAUCGAAAGAAAUUCUGGAUACAUUCAAACCAAAUUUGAUGAUUGCUAUUGGGGGUGGUGGCUAUGUACCUGCUCGGAUUCUAAGGUCGUUCUUGAAAAGGGAUGGAGCUCCAAACAUUCCCAUCCAAGCUAUAGGCUUGUCGCUUUACGAAAGCCUGUCUUCGGAUAGCGCGGAUGCUGCUGAGGAGCCGGGCACCAAGGUUACUAGGACGCAAUGGCUUGAUCUAUCUUCCUUGCAGAUGAAUUCUCUCAUUGGUAAAAACAUCUUGAUUGUCGACGAGGUCGACGACACCAGAACCACUCUUGAAUACGCUGUCCGGGAGCUGGAGAAAGACGUCGAGACCGCCCGGAAGCAAACGGGCCGAACAGAAAAGACAAACUUCUACAUCUUCGUGCUGCAUAACAAGGUAAAGCCGAAGAAAGGCCGUUUACCUGAGGACAUGGAGAACGGGAAAACGUAUAUUUCCGCAAUGGAGACUGAAGAUGUAUGGAUCUGCUACCCCUGGGAGGCCCAAAAUAUCGAUCAGCACGACAAGGACGCCCAGACACACGGUAUCAGGGCGAUCACCACUGCUGGCAUAUCGGAUGGGGAGUCUCAAAGGACAGCCACAACGUGA